GUGGAGGUAAUGGAACGUUAGAAAGUAUCGCCUGCCAGACCUCCUGUUUGAAGUACUGAUUCAUUACCAAAUUCUGAAUCGCUCAGCGCUCAUGGCUGCUCGCGCUUUCCACAAUAUCAGUUAGGCUGGAUCCUUUCAGUAAUCUUCUGAUAGUAAUCCUCAGCAAACCAUGGCCUCCAUGCUGCAACAUUCAUGGGUUUCUUCUUUCUCCUCCAUAAACCCCACCUCUUUCAACAAUAAACCCACUUUCAUCCCAUCUCCAUACCCCUCUACCUUCACUCGCAAUCCCCUCAAACCCUCAUUAUCGGCGUCAUUGAACCAACCCGGUGCUGAAUCUUCGCAACCCAGCUUGUCAAAUUCAUCUCAAAGUUCUUCGGAACCCGAACCGGGCGGUACGGACCCCAUGAAGCUCGCUUUUGCGAGGGCUAAGGCAUACAAGAAGUCAGUCAAGACGAACCCGAGCCCGAAAAUUAUUGAAAACCCGUUAGUGGAAGCUGAGAAAAAUGAUGACAACGUAAAUGGGAAUGGGAAUGCAGAUUCAAAUUCAAGUUUGGGUUUGGGCGAUGGUGGUGGUGGAAAUCGGGAUGUUCCUGUUUCAGUCAAGAUUGCAAUGGAGAAAGCAAAAGAGUAUAAGAAGAACAAAGGGGUCAUUGGCGGCGGCGAUAACUCCGAGGAAAAAGAGACAUUUUCAGGAUUGAGGAGAGGAAAUGAGGGGAUUUUGGAAGACAGGUAUUCUUUGAAAAAGGAUAGUGAGAAAAAAGAACUGACGGUCUCGAGCACUGACUUUAUGGGGCUCAAUUUCUCGGAUAAGAAGAAUAGCAGGGCACUGCCAGCAGGAUUGGCUCCACUGCAAGACCCUUUCCCAGAAGGUGACUUGCCUGAAGUGGAGUUGAUUAUUGGGGACAGAAGCAACUUUGGAACUUCAACACCAUUAGCACCUGAUUCAGUCCAGGAAGAUGAUUCAGAUAUUUAUAAGCCUAAGGUUUCCACAUGGGGAGUCUUUCCUAGGCCCAGAAACAUUUCAAAAUCAUUUGGAGGUGGAAAAGUUAUUCGCCCUGGUGAGGUGCUUGAAACAACAGAAGAUAAAUCAGUUAAAGAAGCACGUACAAGGGAAUUGAUAACUGCCUAUCAGAGUAAGAUUGGCUUGAACAUUGAUCCAAGGCUAAGAUCUGAAUGUGAGAAGGCAUUGAAGGAUGGCGACUCAUUGAUGGAUCUUGGAAAGCUUAAGGAUGCAUUGCCCUAUUAUGAAAAGGUUAUGGAUAAGUUGGCCUUUAAGAGUGAACUUCAUGGGUUAGCAGCUUUGCAGUGGUCCAUUUGUCAAGAUUCACUUAGCCAAUGGAGGCUAAAGCUAUGUAUGAGAGACUUCAAUCUCAUCCCAAUGUUCGAGUGAGCAAGAAAGCAAGACAAUUCAUGUUUGGUUUUGAGGUAUAAUUAGCCGUAGAUAUAAUAUAUUAACUUCAUUUAUGGGCUCAUAGUUCUAGAUUUUCUAUCAAAGCUAAGUCACAUAGAUGCUGUGGCAUCUGAUAAGGUUGUCUUUAAACAAAUGAACUGUGGAGCAUACAUUGGGGCCUGAAAUGUGUUUAAUGUGUGAGGUUCUCAGUGAGUCUGGCUUUCCUGAAACUACAAGCUAAGGUUGCCCUUCUUACAGAGGUUUAAAAUAUUUUGCGGUUUGAAAAUAAAGAAAAAUAAGAAAAGAGUACUUGGGAUAUAAUGUUUCUACAGAGGUGUAGAGUUUUUAUUUUGAGACCUGACAGGAAAAAAAGCUACAAAAAAAAUAGAGAAAAAUAAGUACUUUUGAGGUCAGUCAUGCAUGUGCUACUGAUCUGAAACUCACUUUUAUGUUUCCCAUAGCUGGUGCACAACAGAAAUGUUGAAAUGAUUUGUUCGUUCUUUAGUUCAAAUCUUUUCAUGCAUAAUAAUCAAUUGAACCUGAAAUUUAGAUUUUAUGUUUCCCACACUAGGGUGCACAAUCAGAAAUAUUUACAUGUUUUGGAAGUUUCUUUGUACUAACCUUUUCAUGCAUAAUACUCUCUCUCCUCCCAUGCACAAAUGUGUGGGUGGGAUGGGAAGGGAUGCUAUGUUUCAUUAAAAAUUACAAGUUGAUGACAGGCUGCGGAAAUGAUGAAGAUUAAUAGCUCACCCCCCUCUUCAAAUAACACUGGCUACAAGAAUUAUUUUGAAAGAUUUGUUGUAGAUAAAACAAAAUACUCUCUACCAGAGGCUGAAGUUAAAGAAGGUGCACUAAGUCAAGCCCUCCCAUACAUUAUUUUUCUCAUUUCUCCCAUUUUUUGGGUUCUAUUCAUUGCUGUAAAAAACAGAAUAUAACUACAAAUUUGUAACUUCUAACUAGGAUGUAACUAACUGCUUUUGUAUUUGAGAUGUAUAGAUAUAAUAUUAUUCUUUUAGUAGAUGAUUUAUUAGCAAA
Malania oleifera is the source of this 2425-nucleotide messenger RNA. RefSeq lists its product as uncharacterized. The record is from RefSeq and is a predicted model, not a curated record. The coding region runs from base 170 to 1390 and encodes 406 amino acids. The transcript has 6 exons. Lineage: Eukaryota; Viridiplantae; Streptophyta; Magnoliopsida; Santalales; Ximeniaceae.